AUGGGAGGAGGCAAGGGCUACGGCGGCAAGAACCGCGCGCCGUGGCGGUUCCAAGGCCGCGCGCUGUACCAGCUCUGCCUCAUCAAGUCCUCGGACGCGCGAAAGCACGUCCCCGACGACUUGAAACUCGUCGAGGCGUUCGGGUACACCCUCGGCGGCGUCUACCUCGCGCGGUACGACGACUCCCCCGCGGGGACGUUCGACGAGCUCGUCGCGUUGGGCGGUUUGGUUUGGAACCCGCCGACGUCGUGCGCGUGGGCGGCGAAGGUGUUCGUGAACGACCACACCGCGCGCGCGCACGGCGUGAAGACGUGCGGGCUCCCGUCCGCGUUCGCGUCGUUCAAGGAGACGACGGCGGAGAAGACGCGGGGACGCGACGGCGGCGCGGGCGCGGGCGUCGACGCGCGCGGAUGGUGGAAGAACGACAGACCGACGAAGAAACGAUGGGGGCGGGUUCCGUUCCUCGCGCGCCGCGAGAAACGCGUCGCGGAGCGCGUGAAGCUCGUGGACGACGCGGGAGGCGAGCUGUGCUCGCUCGCGUUGCCCGCGGCGGCGCCGAAACUCGCGGGGCCGAGGAUAAACAUGUUUUUGCCGUCGUUCAGCGGCCGCACGCCGUCGUGCCCGGACCUUCUGAAGUACUCGCUGUGUUUGAGAGCGAACGUGCGUCUGAGCGACUGGAUCCGCGUCGGUGAUGUUGUCGCGGUCGAGGACGACGACGCGGCGAGCGACGCGGAGGUGAGCGAGAAGCGCGAGGAGAAGGCGGGGACCGGAGAGGGAGGACCCGGCGGGUUUUGGGCGCCGAGCGGAGAGAGACGAUUCCCGCCGCAGCUCGCGCUCGCUUCCGUGUCGCUGUCGGACGUCCCCGCGACCGCGGCCGCGGCGACGACGAUUGAGGAGGAUGAGAAGGGCGCGGCGUCGAAGUCGAAGUCGAAGACGGCGGCGCCGGGGAAAAGUGUCGCGGGGGACGAGACGCUCGCGGCGAUAUUAGGCGGAAAGCCGUUGUUGUGCAUCGCGUUCGACGACAUGACGAUGGACGUCGGUCACCCGGUGAAAGUGUAG
This is a messenger RNA of Micromonas pusilla CCMP1545, 1059 nucleotides long. RefSeq lists its product as uncharacterized. The coding region runs from base 1 to 1059 and encodes 352 amino acids. Lineage: Eukaryota; Viridiplantae; Chlorophyta; Mamiellophyceae; Mamiellales; Mamiellaceae. The record is from RefSeq and is a predicted model, not a curated record. The transcript has a single exon.